Molecule: messenger RNA, 1194 nt
Organism: Procambarus clarkii (red swamp crayfish)
Lineage: Eukaryota; Metazoa; Arthropoda; Malacostraca; Decapoda; Cambaridae
Source: RefSeq, a predicted model, not a curated record
AUGCGAGCCACACCUCCCGGGCCACACCACGUGAGCCACACCUCCCGGGCCACACCUCCCGGGCCACAGCUCCUGGACCACACCACGCGGGCCACACUUUCCGGGCCACACCACGCGGGCCACACCUCCCAGGCCACACCACGCGAGCCACACCUCCCGGGCCACACCACGCGAGCCACACCUCCCGGGCCACACCACGCGAGCCACACCUCCCGGGCCACACCACGUGGGCCACACCUCCCGGGCCACACUACGCGAGCCACACCACGCAGGCCACACCUCCCGGACCACACCACGCGGGCCACACCUCCUGGACCACACCUCCCGGACCACACUACGUGGGCCACACCUCCCGGACCACACUACGUGGGCCACACCUCCUGGACCACACCACGCGGGCCACACCUCCCGGACCACACCUCCUGGACCACACCUCCCGGACCACACUACGUGGGCCACACCUCCCGGACCACACUACGUGGGCCACACCUCCCGGACCACACUACGUGGGCCACACCUCCUGGACCACACCACGCGGGCCACACCUCCCGGGCCACACCUCCCGGACCACACCUCCCGGACCACACCUCCCGGCCCACACUACGCGGGCCACACCUCCUGGACCACACCUCCCGGACCACACUACGUGGGCCACACCUCCCGGACCACACUACGUGGGCCACACCUCCUGGACCACACCACGCGGACCACACCUCCCGGGCCACACCUCCCGGGUCACACCUCCCGGACCACACUACGUGGGCCACACCUCCCGGACCACACUACGUGGGCCACACCUCCCGGGUCACACCUCCCGGGCCACACUACGUGGGCCACACCUCCCGGGUCACACCUCCCGGGCCACACCUCCUGGACCACACCACGCGGACCACACCUCCCGGGCCACACCUCCUGGACCACACCACGCGGACCACACCUCCCGGGCCACACCUCCUGGACCACACCUCCCGGGCCACACCUCCUGGACCACACCUCCCGGGCCACACCUCCCGGGCCACACCUCCCGGACCACACCUCCUGGACCACACCACGCGGACCACACCUCCUGGGCCACACCUCCCGGGCCACACCUCCUGGACCACACCACGCGGGCCACACCUCCCGGGGGCCACACCACCAACACAACCUCUGGGGCUCCACAGACACAAGACACUCGACAAAUCACAUGUAUGA